AUGCCGUUUUUUAUACGUAAAACAAAUACCGAACCAAAAGAUAAAAAAAGAAAGAAAUUAUUAAAAGCUCAAAGUGGAAAGAAAAAAUCAAAAACUUCUACUGAUUUAACCAAUGGUCAUACAAAUAAAAAAACUAAAAAACAAAAAGAUGUUAUCGAUGAAAAUGAAGAAAUAUUAAGUGAUUCCGAUUUGGAUGAUGAUGAUGAACGAGAAGCCAAUGGUAAUGUUCGAUUAGAAAAUUUACUAUUAAAUGGAGAACACGACGAUGACGAUGAAAACAAUAUUCAUGAACAACGACUUAAACGAGCUAAGGAAUACAUUGAACAGAUAGCAAAACAAGAACAAGAAAGAGAAGUUGACCACGAUGUUGUUUCUGACCGUCUUCGCGAUGAUGUGCUUGAACAAGCUGGAAAACUUCAUCGUCAAGUCGCUUCAAGUUAUGCCGAACCAGUCCUUCUUCAUACUUGCCGUGGUCAUCAACAAAGUGUUACUUGUGUUUGUGUUUCUAAUGAUAGUAAAUAUGCAUUCACUGGAUCCAAAGAUUGUAGUAUUAUUAAAUGGUGCUUAUUAACCGGUAAAAAACUUCAUUUGAUACGUCGCAUUGCUAAAACUGAUGAUAAGAAUGAACGCGCACCUAUUGUUGGACAUUUUGAUAAUAUUCUUGCUAUUACUAUUUCAACAGAUGGGCAAUUCUUGGUUUCUGGAGAUAAAUCAAAUUUAAUUCAGGUAUGGAAUCCACAAACAUGUCAACAUUUAAAAACGCUACGCGGUCAUCAAGGACCUGUUACGGGUCUUUCUUUUCGACGAAAUUCUCAUCAAUUAUUCAGCUCUUCUCAAGAUCGAUCCGUUAAAAUUUGGAAUUUAGAUGAAAUGGCUUAUGUUGAAACAUUAUUUGGUCAUCAAGAACCAAUUCAAGCGAUUGAUGCCCUAAUGCGUGAACGUUGUAUAACUGCCGGUGGUCGUGAUGGUUCGUUGAGAUUAUGGAAAAUUGUUGAAGAAUCACAUCUGAUGUUUACUGGACAUAAAGGUUCAAUUGAUUGUGUAGCAUUGAUUAAUGAUGAACAUAUGGUCUCGGGAGCAGAUGAUGGAUCAAUUGCUCUUUGGUCUGUAUCAAAACGUCGUCCUCUAUUCAAUUUGCCACAUGCUCACAAAGCAACCUCAAUUGAUCCAUCUUUAAUACCAGCAUCAUUGCCAGAAGACUUUUGGAUAACUUCAUUGGCUUCACAUCGUUAUACUGAUUUACUUGCAUCAGGUUCAUUCAAUGGGAACAUUCAAUUGUGGCAAUCAACACCAGAAUUCAAUCAUCUAACACCACUUUUCACUUUAGCACAACUUGGUUUUGUUAAUGAUCUCAAAUUUUCAUCUGAUGGUAAUUAUUUAAUCGUUGCUAUCGGCCAAGAACACCGACUUGGACGAUGGUGGACAGUUAAAUCAGCUAAAAAUGUUGUACUCAUUUAUAAACUCGACAAGAAAUAG
Rotaria socialis is the source of this 1476-nucleotide messenger RNA. The record is from the annotation of a GenBank genome assembly. Lineage: Eukaryota; Metazoa; Rotifera; Eurotatoria; Philodinida; Philodinidae.